GAGAGGAGCUAGCUGGCUGGCCAGGAUGUGCCAGUGAAAAGGCUGACAGGCUGACAGAGAGACAGAAGGAAGGCUGCAAGCAGCGUAGGCUGCUUCUUCUGAGAGAGAGGUUCAGCUUAGACUUUGCUGAAAUUGUUCUUCAACAUGAAUCUAGGAGUGAGCCUCCUGUGUUUCUUCCUGUGCCUGAGCCCCAUUGUGUGUGACCGGGUGUACGUCCACCCUUUCCAUUUGUUUUCCUACAACAAAAGCAGCUGUGAGAAGCUGGACAACUUGACGCAGGAGGAGAAAAUGUUUGUCCCCAUUUCCAUUGAGUCCCAGACCAUCCCUGCCUAUGAAGAGAACCUGAAAGACAAAACCAAGCUGGGAACACAAAGCUCGGAUACCAAGCGUGACCAAAAGCUGAGCUACUUGAAAGACCUAGUGCAUGUCCUUGGUAUGCGCUUCUAUGGGGCGCUGAAGGAAACAUUGAAGGGUGAAAACAUUCUCCUGUCACCUACCAAUCUCUACAGGUCUUUGUUGUCAUUCUACUUAGGGGCCUCCGAACAGACAGCAGCUGAUUUACAGAACUUCUUGGGAUUUGUUCCCCCCUCCGGUGACCCAGACUGCACCUCCAAAGUGGAUGGACACAAAGUCCUUUUGACCCUGAAGACCAUGGAUGACCUGCUCCUCUCAAGCGGAGCUGAUGAUCUGCUUUUUACCAAGCUUUCCUGCCUCUUCUCUGCUCCCAGUGUGCGUUUAUCCAAAUCACUCGUGCACAGUCUGGCCCCUUCCGCCGAUUAUUUUUAUGCCCGAGCUGUUGACUUUACGAACCCAAGUCAGGCAGCAGAACUAAUCGAAAACUUUGUGAAGGGCAAAGAUGCCAGCAGAACCCAGAAUGUACUGACAAACAUAGACCCGUCUACCACCCUGCUGUUUGUGACUUACAUUCAGUUUAAAGCCAAUGUGAAGAAAGCCUCCCAACUGAAAGAGCUUCAGGAGUUCUGGACUGAUUCAAGCACAAAGACCCUGGUGCCUAUGAUGUCCAUAACUGGAACAUUUCAGUACAAGAGGGACGACAGCAAGAAUUUUUCAGUAAUCAAAGUUCCUGUCAGCGAGAACGCUUUCCUUGUGCUGGUGCAGCCUGUCAACAGCAAUGACCUGAACCCAAUAGAGUCGGAACUUUCCUUGCAUCCAUCUUCGACUUGGCUGCAAAAUCUGUCACCCAGACAUAUUAAAUUAUCUUUGCCAGAGUUAACAAUACAAAGCGCGUAUGACCUUCAGGAACUGCUCACAAACAUGAAUUUGUCUGCACUGCUGGGGAAGAAAGCAAAUCUUACUAAAAUAAGUGAUGCCAAUCUUACCGUUGGAAAGGUUAUAAAUAAGGCCCUUUUCAAACUGAAGAACGGAGUAGAUCUACCAGAAGACCUCUUAGAAGAAAAUGGAGGCUCGCUGCCACUGGAAGUAACACUGAACAAACCGUUCCUACUAGCCGUUUAUGAGAAGAAUUCAAAGGCAAUGGUUUUAAUUGGCAGAGUAACAAACCCACUGAACGGUGUUUAAAGCCAAGGGCUGCAGGGUGGGGAGGGGGGAGUGUCUAUGAGCAGCUGUAGUCAGCUUUGAAAUGAAGCAGAUGGUAUUUCAAAUACAACUUUUAAAAGAUAAAAUGCUAGUGAUAAUAGUGUAUUCCCCCUCCCCACCAUUAGUCAUCCACUGAGAGGGAGGAAAAUCCUUUGUCUGUCUGUUGGGAACAUGAUGAUUCCAGCGUGAAAUCUUUAUGGCACGAACAGCAACAUUACAAGCUGCAGUGUGACGUUUGACUGCUUACCGUAACUGGUGUUUUAUUGCAGACAAAUAUAAAGAAGGGGUAACUUCAGCUCUUUUAUACAUUUGAAAAGUUGGGUGGUUUUGUGGGAGCAGCACAGAUUGUAUUACAGAAGUAGUAUUAAAACAAUACCAUGUGAGCAUGCUUUUGGGAUGUUUCUCUUCUUCCCACCCCCAUCCGAAUGGAAAAUAAUAUGUAUUUCCUAACUGUAUUGGGAAACUAAAAUAAGGUUGGUUUGCACUGAUGAGCUGAAAGAGCAAUAUUAUUAUACACACCUCUUUGGAAAGCCUUAUUUUUCCAUUAGAAAAGUUCAGAUUAUUUUUAAAACCACAAAUUAUUUAGACAUCUACACUGAGAGCCAUUUAUUAUACACAUUUAUGACCUUAAAGAAAGAGACUACUACUAUUUAGGGCCCAGUUCUGUAAUUCUUAACUCUCAGAGUAGUUCUAGCUCAAGCACAUAGUCCCAUUGGAAGUAAUUUGGACUUGUGACAUGAGUAAGUGCCACUACAUACGAGUCAAGGUUGCAGAACCAAGCUCCUAAUGCCAAAUCAGUCAAGUCACUGAAGUCAAUAGAUUCCCUGUUGGCUCUGAUGGAAGUUUAAUCAGGCUCUUAGAUCGUAAACUUGUGGAGGUAGGGGCUGUGGAUGAAAUCCUGGACCUACUGAAGCGAAUGGCAGUUUUACCAGUGAUGUCAAAGGAGCCCGGAUUUCACUCCUUGUCUGGCGACCUGUAUGUAAAGCACACAACACACUGCUGGCACUCUACAAAUAGUGCUAAAAUGCUCCAGAAUGCAACCUUUUACAGAUUGUAAUGGAUAAGAGUAACUAAUACAGCCAAACCUGGGAAGACUAUGACAUCAAAUGCAGUAUCUAUACAUUUAUUUGAUUUGCUGUAUGUAUUCCAGAAGGCACUAUAACAUUUAAAUAUUGUGCUUGCAUUGUACACAAGCAACUUUUAUGUUAAAUAUUCAGAACAGGAAAAAUUCACAAAUGGCUUUGUCAGUACUAUAGUUAUCAUACAGUUUAUAACUGGAUCCCUCAUUCAUUCCCACUUUUGAGAUUUGCUGUAACUCUUAGCCCUGGUCUACACUAGGAGUUGAGGUUGAAUUUAGCAGCGUUAAAUCGAUUUAACGCUGCACCCGUCCACACAACGAAGCCUUUUUUCCGACUUAAAGGGCUCUUAAAAUCGAUUUCCUUACUCCACCCCCGACAAGGGGAUUAGCGCUGAAAUCAGCCUUGCCGGGUCGAAUUUGGGGUACUGUGGACACAAUUAGACAGUAUUGGCCUCCGGGAGCUAUCCCAAAGUGCUCUAUUGUGACCGCUCUGGACAGCACUCUCAACUCAGAUGCACUGGCCAGAUGGACAGGAAAAGGCCCGCAAACUUUUGAAUUUCAAUUUCCUGUUUGGCCAGCGUGGCAAGCUGCAGGUGACCGUGCAGAGCUCAUCAGCAGAGGUGACCAUGAUGGAGUCCCAGAAUCGCAACAGAGCUCCAGCAUGGACCGAAUGGGAGGUACGGGAUCUGAUCGCUGUAUGGGGAGAGGAAUCUGUGCUAUCAGAACUACGUUCCAGUUUUCGAAAUGCCAAAACAUUUGUCAAAAUCUCCCAGGGCAUGAAGGACAGAGGCUAUAACAGGGACCCGAAACAGUGCCACGUGAAACUUAAGGAGCUGAGGCAAGCCUACCAGAAAACCAGAGAGGUGAACGGCCGCUCCGGGUCACAGCCCAAAACAUGCCGCUUCUAUGAUGAGCUGCAUGCUAUUUUAGGGGGUUCAGCCACCACUACCCAGCCCUGGUGUUUGACUCCUUCAAUGGAGAUGGAGGCAACACGGAAGCAGGUUUUGGGGACGAGGAAGAUGAUGAUGAUGAGGUUGUAGAUUGCUCACAGCAAGCAAGCGGAGAAACCGGUUUUCCCGACAGCCAGGAACUGUUUCUCACCCUGGACCUGGAGCCAGUACCCCCCGAACCCACCCAAGGCUGCCUCCCGGACCUGCCAGGCGGAGAAGGGACCGCUG
This is a messenger RNA of Chelonia mydas (Green sea turtle), 3813 nucleotides long. It is a transcript of the gene AGT, whose product is annotated as angiotensinogen. The record is from RefSeq and is a predicted model, not a curated record. Lineage: Eukaryota; Metazoa; Chordata; Testudines; Cheloniidae. Bases 145 to 1539 code for a protein of 464 amino acids. Gene Ontology annotation, biological process: regulation of systemic arterial blood pressure by renin-angiotensin. Gene Ontology annotation, molecular function: serine-type endopeptidase inhibitor activity. The transcript has 5 exons.